Callithrix jacchus (white-tufted-ear marmoset) is the source of this 2708-nucleotide messenger RNA. RefSeq names its product regulator of microtubule dynamics 2 (gene RMDN2). The record is from RefSeq and is a predicted model, not a curated record. Gene Ontology annotation, molecular function: microtubule binding. NCBI's taxonomy places the organism in Eukaryota, Metazoa, Chordata, Mammalia, Primates, Cebidae. Gene Ontology annotation, cellular component: mitochondrion; mitotic spindle pole; cytoplasm.
UGGUCUUGAUCUCUUCACCUCAUGAUCCACCCGCCUCAGCCUCCCAAAGUGCUGGGAUUACAGGUGUGAGCCACUGCGCCCGGCGCAGUGUUUCUUUUCUAAUAACUCUGUUAACCUAGUGUUUAGAUGAGUAUCAGUUGUUCUGAGGAGUGCUAAAUAGUGGCACAGCAUAUCCCCAUGAUCUGUGCAAAUGGCCCAGGCAGUCAGUCAGAUGGCAUACUUUAUUGCCAGCGUGGAUGAGUCUUGUUUCAUUUGUGGGAACAGUGACAUUUCCUACUUAUUAAACUUUUUUUCCCUUCUCAAUGUACCUUUAGACCAAAGUCUGUAACAGUUGCUUUUCCGUAUCACUGGAGGCUGCAAAAAUCUGGUGUAAAGAAUAUUCAAGUGAAAGAAGAAUGAGUUAGUAGGACAGGGGUGUGGAGGGCAGCUGGUGAGAGAGAUGGUCCAAAUUAAGGAUUGUACAGGUGUCAUAUAUGUUAUUGUCCUCAUCCAGCUGUUUUCCCACCCCUGGAUUUGUUGGCUGAUUCCUCGAACAGUGAAGGUAAAACACAUUCCACAGCCCUGUGAAUUCUAACUUUUGAGAAAGGUGAGCUACAGAACAAUUCUAUUCUAAACUGACGUCAUGAGAUUCUAGAGUCUCUGUUGUCACACUCAUACGUUGUUGCCAUGUUAAUUCCAUAUGCAGUUUGAGCAUUCAGUCUUCUGACCUGUUCCACCUACACAGGGCAUUUUAUGGCUUAAGGAUGAUGGCCUAGAAGGGAAGAGAGAGACUUACUUUGGAUUAAAUUCAAAAUGGGAAAAUGCUUAAGCUACUGCAAAGAGGACCAGCGCUUCCAACGAUGUUGUCCAGAAGAUCAAGUUACUACAGAUGCCCAGCAUCAUGGAGCUUCUUCUGUUUUACAGCCAAAUGUAUCUCUCGGUCAUAAAACAUCUUAUUCCCCUGUGACACAUAAAGUCAAUUCAGCCAAAGCAAGUAGAAGGUUAUCGUCUCUAUCAAGUCCACCUUUCUCUGAAAGAAGAUGUUCUUUAUUCGCUAGAUUUCAGAAAGGAAAUGCUUCCCCUUACUGGCAGCAAAGUAGAGCUAACUUUGAUUGUGAAGAAGACACAAGCUUCACUGAUUUAAAAUCUGCCUCAGACCGUUUUAGUAGCCUUAUGUCCCAUAAACUAAGUAUAGUUCCCUGUUACAAGAGUGCGAUUUUUUUUAAUCCUCAAGCAAGUGGCCAGAGUGUGUUUAAUCUAAAUGAAAUCAAAAUCUUUUUUAAAACCCCAAGUAAUAAUGAUGCUCAAAAACAUAUAACCAUCUCUGCUCCUGAAUAUAGCACUAAAAAUUGUAAGAAUUUUGAAAUAAACGCCACUUCUCCAGCCUUUCGGAACAGUAUUGAUAGAGCCUCCUAUCAACAAAGUGCAUCAUCCUUUUCUCUUGCAAGUGAUAUUUACCGUCCUGAUCAACAAAAUGGAAUUGCCACUGAUAUUCAACAAAGAGGCCAAUUAAGUAACAAUUCAAAAGAUUUCCUUCUUCCUGGUUCUGAAAGGUACAGCAAAGAUCAUUCUCCAGUCAUGAUUCAACAGCAUCCCUCUCAAAGUGGAACUUUGUCAUUCCUCCAUAAAGCUGGAAUUUCUUCAUCUUAUAAAAAUUCUGAUUGCUUUAUCCCAUCGGAAAGCGAAGUAACUUCAGGCUCCUUUGAAGAUGAAGACAGAUCUUCACUUUUUGAAAUUCCUGAAAUAAGGUAUAUUACAGCUAAUACUGACACAGAAGAACAGAGUUUUCCAGUCCCUAAGGCAUUUAACAUACAUGUAGAGGAAUUAAAUUUAGAUGUCCUUCUUCAGAAGGUAGAUCAUUUGCGUAUGAGUGAGUCCGGCAAGUCGGAGAGUUUUGAACUACUUUGUGACCACAAAGAAAAGUUUAGAGAUGAAAUAGAGUUUAUGUGGCGAUUUGCUCGUGCUUAUGGAGACAUGUAUGAACUAUCUACAGACACACAGGAAAAGAAACAUUAUGCUAAUAUUGGAAAAACUUUAAGUGAAAGAGCUAUUAAUAGAGCACCCAUGAAUGGACAUUGUCAUCUGUGGUAUGCAGUUUUGUGUGGCUAUGUAUCUGAGUUUGAGGGUUUACAAAACAAAAUCAACUAUGGGCACCUCUUCAAGGAACAUCUAGAUAUAGCAAUCAAACUUUUACCAGAAGAACCCUUUCUAUAUUACCUCAAAGGAAGAUACUGUUAUACUGUCUCCAAACUGAGCUGGAUUGAGAAAAAAAUGGCUGCUACUCUGUUUGGAAAAGUACCAUCUUCAACUGUUGAAGAAGCUUUACACAGUUUCCUUAAGGCUGAAGAACUAUGCCCUGGUUAUUCUAUUCCCAACUACAUGUACUUAGCAAAGUGUUAUACUGAUCUUGAGGAAAACCAGAAUGCUUUGAAGUUCUGUAAUUUGGCAUUGUUGCUUCCUACUGUUACCAAAGAGCAGAGGAAAACCACUGAAGGGUCUUCAGCAACAGAUAAUACAAUGAGAUUUUUAGAAAAGAGCACAAUAGCCACCAUAUGGAGACUGGCUUGGAGUGGAGGGGAGCAAAACUGGAAGCAGGAAUAUCAUUUAGGAUAAAGAGGCACAGAAAGAGAUGCAAAAAGUAAUGACUUCCUUGAAGAGGUAAAUAAACGAAUUUACUCUUCAACAAAUCAGAUGUGGCCUACCAAAACUUAAACUAAUCAAAGUCGUGC